AUGCCUCAGUGUGUACUUUUUGUUUGUCCCAAACGAGGUUACUUUGGGAGGGAAAAGAGGGAGAGAGGGGAGUAUCUUGCCAUGAAAAACUGUGGGGACAGCUUUUAUGAGAGAGGAAAAAGGAGCAUGCGAGGGGGGGAAGAGGAAGAAAGAAGAGAGUUACUUGCUUGCUUGCUUCCAAUUUCACGGUUUUACCCUUUCUUUGUUUGUCCCUGCCACGAAAAUUCUUUGUUCCGCGGGUGCAAAGUCUGCAAGAGAGAUUAUGAUUAA
Messenger RNA from Sphenostylis stenocarpa, 270 nucleotides. The record is from the annotation of a GenBank genome assembly. Lineage: Eukaryota; Viridiplantae; Streptophyta; Magnoliopsida; Fabales; Fabaceae.